AUGCUAGUCUCAUAUCCUCUCUGCUUUCUUUUUUAACCUGCUAUUAAUUGCUCUUUUACUUUUAAAUUGAAAUCAGAAAUCUAGCAUUUUAUAAUUUCCUAUUAUUACAUAUAUACUCAAUUUAUAUAUCAUUAUAAUCAACCCACCCCCUUCUAUGUUCUCGAAUUUAAAACACCGACAUCUCAUUUUUGCAAUAACAAAUAAAAUAGAGAGAAAUCAACUUAAAUACCAACGUAUUUCGAAAUCUACAAACGCUGGAUAGCUGAAAUGAAGGCAAAGAAAGUCUUAGGUAUAAAGAAAAAAAUCAAAAAAAAAAUUUACAUAAUUUUCAUUAAUGAGGAGUACCUAGGUUCCCCUCAAAAUACAAACUCAUUCUUGCUCAAAAAGCAUUAACCAUUAGAAACUAAUAACGGAGAAGAAGUUUAACCACCAGGGAGCAUGUUAUCAUAUCUAUUAAAUGAAAAGAAGAUUGAUCAUUAAUCCAACAAUCCCAACAAUUUCGAGUCAAUCAAAGACACUAUAGAACUACCCUAACUCCCUAAUAAUUACUACCAAAUUUGA
Molecule: messenger RNA, 561 nt
Organism: Paramecium tetraurelia
Lineage: Eukaryota; Ciliophora; Oligohymenophorea; Peniculida; Parameciidae
Exons: 1
Source: RefSeq, a predicted model, not a curated record